Messenger RNA from Knipowitschia caucasica, 924 nucleotides. The record is from the annotation of a GenBank genome assembly. NCBI's taxonomy places the organism in Eukaryota, Metazoa, Chordata, Actinopteri, Gobiiformes, Gobiidae.
AUGAUCUUGUGCCUCACUGGAGAGGUUCUGCCACUGGCCCCGUCCACCUCCGAGAGCCUGAAACAGACUCGCUCUGUGGUCAAUUCCCUAUUCUCUGGGGCUUUGGCUGGGGUAGUGGCCAAGACUGCAGUGGCUCCCUUGGAUAGGACAAAAAUCAUCUUCCAAGUGUCUUCAGCAAGAUUUUCAGCCAAGGAGGCCUAUAGGCUGAUUUACCGCACAUACCUGAAAGAUGGCUUCUUCAGUUUGUGGCGGGGAAAUUCAGCCACUAUGGUACGAGUCAUUCCCUAUGCUGCCAUUCAGUUCUGUGCACAUGAGCAGUACAAGGCACUGCUGGGAAGACAUUAUGGAUUUCAGGGGAAAGCUCUUCCUCCGGUGCAGAGGUUUCUGGCUGGGUCAAUGGCUGGGACAACUGCUGCUAUGCUAACAUAUCCUCUGGACAUGGUACGCGCCAGAAUGGCAGUCACACCAAAAGAGAUGUACAGUAACAUCUUGCACGUAUUUGUACGUAUAUCCCGCGAAGAGGGAUUGAAAACAUUGUAUCGAGGCUUUGCCCCCACUUUGUUGGGAGUGGUGCCUUAUGCUGGUCUGAGUUUCUUCACCUAUGAAACACUAAAGAAGCUACAUGCAGAGCACAGCAUGCGGGCACAGCCCUACUCCUACGAGCGUCUGGCCUUUGGUGCGUGCGCGGGGCUGAUAGGGCAGUCAGCCUCUUACCCUCUGGAUGUGGUUCGGAGACGCAUGCAGACAGCGGGAGUCACUGGUCACACUUACGGCACCAUACUGAGCACGAUGAGGGAGAUUGUGGCCGAGGAAGGGGUCACUCGAGGACUCUACAAGGGUCUCAUCCCUCCGGUGGCCAGGAGAGGGAGAUGCGGGAUCGUGCUGAUGCUGAGGCGGACAGAUGGAGCCAACACAGUCCACUAA